Hippocampus zosterae (dwarf seahorse) is the source of this 3610-nucleotide messenger RNA. RefSeq names its product influenza virus NS1A binding protein a (gene ivns1abpa). Gene Ontology annotation, molecular function: protein binding. The coding region runs from base 563 to 2515 and encodes 650 amino acids. The transcript has 15 exons. The record is from RefSeq and is a predicted model, not a curated record. Lineage: Eukaryota; Metazoa; Chordata; Actinopteri; Syngnathiformes; Syngnathidae.
GCAUGACUCGUGCGUAGGUGGCCGAGAGCGCGCCCGGCUGGUCGUCACUGAGCGAAAGGAAUAGUGUGAGUGGACGUUGUCUGGACGAGCCGACACCGCAAAGAAAAAGACGAAGCAACACCCAGCAACCAGGUGGACAAGCAGCUUCUGAAGCCGUCUUGCCUCCUUUCUUCAGCCACAACCGACCAACUCUUUUAUUCUCAUUAAAUAUGUCUAAUAUCGUCUGCUGUCAAACGCCACAGGUUAUAAUGUACGACCAACACAGAAUAAGUACAGCUCUAUAGCCAACGGGUACACGAGGACUUGAUUACAGUCACUUCAAGCCUGAUAGUUUGCCGGGGGUGGAAGCCCUCCCUCUCCCUUCUGCAGCCGCCCGUGUUGUCAAUUGGCAUUUCUUCUGACAACUUUCCCAUCCCGCCGCUCGGGUGAAGACGACUGGAGUUUCCCUAGAAUCUCUUGUCUGCGUGACCUAUUUGACCUUCAGCUCCUGUUCUACUCUUGUAGUGACGCUUCCCGGAUUUGUUUUCUUCUCUAUUCGGCAGACAAACCAAAUUCAGCCAAAAUGAUUCCGAAUGGGUACCUGAUCUUUGAGGAUGAGAGUUUCCUGGAUUCCACUGUGGCCAAAAUGAAUGCCCUGAGAAAGAGUGGUCAGUUCUGCGACGUUAGAUUGCAGGUAUGUGGCCAUGAGUUGAUGGCCCAUCGUGCUGUGCUGGCUUGCUGCAGUCCAUACCUGUUUGAGAUCUUCAACAGUGACAUUGAACCUCAUGGGGUGUCUCAUGUCACUUUUGAGGACUUGGACCCGGAGGCUGUGGAGAUCCUGCUCAACUACGCCUACACUGCCCAGCUUAAGGCAGAUAAGGAACUGGUCAAGGACGUUUACUCCGCUGCCAAAAGGUUCAAGAUGGAGAGAGUCAAGCAGAUUUGUGGCGACUACCUGCUGUCUAAGAUGGAUUCCCAGAAUGUCAUUUCUUUCCGGAACUUUGCCAGCUCAAUGGGAGAUGCCAGAGUUUUGGCCAAAGUGGAUGCCUACAUUCAAGACCAUCUCCUUGAGGUGUCUGAACAGGAUGACUUCCUCAAACUUCCCCGCCUCAAGUUAGAAGUCAUGAUCGAAGACAACCUGACUCUACCCAGCAAUGGCAAGCUUUACUCAAAGGUGCUAAACUGGGUGCAGCGUAGCCUCUGGGAGAACGGAGAGCAACUGGAACAACUCAUGGAGGAGGUGCAAAUGCUGUACUACUCACCUGACCACAAGCUGGUGGAUGGAGGGCUGAUGAUUGAGGGGCAAACUGAGGUGUUUGGUGGCGAGGAGGACCACCUCCAGUUUGUGCAGAAGAAGCCGGUACGAGAAAGCACCCAGAGACCGAUGAGCUGCAGUUCCUCGGGAAGCCUUUCACCCGCCAACCAAGCAGCAAAUGCCCCCAAACAAACUACCAGGAGAGAGUGGAAGUAUAUCGCCUCUGAGAAGACUACGAACAACACCUACCUGUGUCUGGCUGUGCUGGACAGUGUGUUGUGCGUGAUCUUCUUGCACGGCCGCAGCAGCCCCCAGGCCUCUCCCUCUGCCACCCCCUGCCUGCUGAAGAGCCUCAGCUUUGAGGCCCAGCCCGAGGAACUGGAAGAACACCAGCUGUCCCCAAUGCGUUAUGCUCGCUCUGGCCUGGGCACAGCAGCCAUCAACUCUAGGCUCAUCGCAGCAGGCGGCUACAAUCGAGAGGAAUGUCUGAGGACUGUCGAGUGUUACGACCCCAAAGAGGACCGCUGGACCUUCAUUGCGCCCAUGCGAACUCCAAGGGCUCGUUUCCAAAUGGCUGUGCUAAUGGGACAGCUCUACGUUAUCGGAGGUUCAAAUGGACAUUCUGAUGAGUUGAGCUGUGGGGAGAUGUACGAUCCAGUCAGUGACGAGUGGGCACAGGUUCCCGAGCUCAGGACCAACCGCUGCAACGCAGGCGUCUGUUCCUUAAACAACCAACUCUAUGUUGUGGGAGGGUCAGACCCCUGUGGGCAGAAAGGACUGAAGAAUUGUGACGCCUUUGAUCCAGUCACCAAAACCUGGUCUAGUUGCGCUCCCCUCAACAUCAGACGGCACCAGGCCGCAGUGUGCGAGUUGGAUGGUUUUAUGUAUGUGAUCGGAGGGGCUGAGUCCUGGAACUGCCUGAACACAGUGGAACGCUACAACCCUGAGAACAACACCUGGAACCUGAUAGCACCCAUGAAUGUGGCCCGCAGGGGGGCCGGCGUGGCCGUCUGUGCCGGCAAACUCUUUGUUGUCGGCGGCUUCGACGGCUCCCACGCACUCCGCUGCGUCGAGGUCUACGACCCGGCUCGAAAUGAGUGGAGGAUGCUGGGCAGCAUGACCACAUCCCGCAGCAACGCGGGCGUGGUCAUGCUGUGUGACAGCAUCUACGCCGUGGGCGGUUUUGACGGCAACGACUUCUUGAACACAAUGGAGGUCUACAACCCAGAAGCGGAUGAGUGGAGCGACUGCAUCAAGCCCCUCUUUCCAUUGUCUGAGUGACGCUGCACUGCACCCCUUUCCAAACUAACAGGCUUAGUGACAUAAUCGUGUUUCGUGAUAUCCUGUAUGUAUGUAUGUGUGUGUGUGUGUGUGUAUGUGUGUGUGUGUGUAUGUGUAUAUAUAUAUAUAUAUAUAUAUAUAUAUAUAUAUAUAUAUAUAUAUAUAUAUAUAUAUAUAUACACAUACACACACACACACAUACAUACAUACAAGUGUGUGUGAGAGAGGGAGAGAUAGAUGAGUGGAGGUUGGGGUGGGUUGGAGGAUUCCGAAUGAGGGGUCUUCAGUGAAGACUGGCUUUUAUUAGGGUGGGACAAGGUGGGGUGGGGCUUGUUGCCCAAAGCAACACAAAUAUUGCGUACAUUGUUUUACGUGCUGUACAUAUUGUUUGUCAUAUGCCAACAAUUAACACAUAGUGCUUUUUUUUCUCUAUAUUUGACUGAGGGUUUUCACAUGAGUCAACUACUGGUCACUUGGAGUGUGUGAUGAUGAGCAUUGAAGUUUUGUGAUGGGGAUGUCAUUUUACUCACAUACUUAAAGGUGGAUGAUUAAGUCUGAUUUAACACUUAUCAAGGAUUGAACCACCACCCCCUUCCCCCAUUUUAACCAAUCUGGUUUGUGUUUGAAAUCUUAAAUAACGACCUUUUUAUAUUUUUAUAUACUGUGGGUUUCUCAAAAAUUGAUCUUAGCAGAUGGCUUAAAUCAGUGGUAGGCAACUCCGGUCGGGGUUUCCAGCACAACUGACUCAGAUGAUCAGGAUUAUUUUCAAGCUUCUGCAAAGCUUGCUGAUGGGCUGAUCAUUUGAAUUUGGUGUGUUAGGGGAAAGACAAACCUCAUUAAAAAAAAAAAAAAAAGCGGCACUCGAGGACCAGAAUUGACUACUCCCGCCUUAAGUCACGACCAGUGCCAGUUUGAAUUCUUUUUCUGUGCUCGCGUCACAUGCACAGCCAAGGUUCUGCUUACCAAGUUUUUGCUAUUUAACUCGAGAUGUGGAUGCAGUUACUGAAAAUGUUUGCUUUGGCGUUUGUGCCAAGCAAUGACAAUGAAGACAGUUCUCACAUUUGUAAUAUUUCUUAAUAAAUCAUUUCAAUUGAA